CUUUCGGUGUCAUCUGGACUCUCGUAAGCUCGUUGCAGAGCGAGGGCGGGAACCAAGAACUGAGACGUGAAAACAAGUGAUGAAAGUUAAGAGGAAUCGUCACAGUAAGUAAAUCCCAAAAUGUCUCCUCAGUCCCGACUUCCCACCCCCAAUACCAACACCAACAAACUCUACUUCUUCUAUGGUUACCGCAAACCUUCUCAGAACCGGCCCACCGUUCGUGGUGGCCUCUUCUCCAACCGCAAAACCCUAAACCCCAAUCAAUUCGAAACCCUAAACUCUAAACGUCAACCCAGCUCUACCUCUUCCACCACUUUCGAUCUGCAAAAGUGGGAUCCCAAUUCCCCACAAACCCUUACAUCUUCACCAAUAAAACCUUCACCCGAGAAUUUCUUUUCAGUCGCUCGAACCCUCUCUCCGAUUGCUCGAUACAUAUGUGAUUCCUUCCGCAAGUACAAAAACUGGGGCCCUGCGGUCAUUGCCGACCUCAAUAAGCUCCGCCGAGUCACACCGAAUCUCGUUGCCGAAGUUCUCAAGGUCCAGACUGAUCCAAAGAUCUCGUCCAAGUUCUUCCAUUGGGCAGGUAAGCAGAAGGGUUAUCGACACAAUUUCUCUUCUUAUAAUGCAUUUGCUUAUUGCUUGAAUCGCACGAACCAAUUUCGAGCAGCCGAUCAGGUUCCCGAGCUCAUGAACAUGCAAGGGAAGCAACCCACUGAGAAGCAAUUUGAAAUUUUAAUUAGAAUGCAUUCUGAUGCUGGUCGAGGCCUUCGGGUUUACUUUGUCUAUGAAAAGAUGAAGAAAUUUGGGGUGAAACCUAGAGUUUUCCUUUACAAUAGGAUCAUGGAUGCCCUUGUCAAAACGAACCACUUGGAUUUGGCACUGUCUGUCUACGAGGACUUUAAAGAGGAUGGGUUAGUGGAAGAUAGUGUUACAUUCAUGGUUAUCAUCAAAGGCUUGUGUAAAUCUGGAAGGAUCAAUGAAGCUUUGGAGCUUUUGAAUCGAAUGAAGGCGAAUUUGUGCAAGCCGGACGUUUUUGCAUACACAGCGAUGAUUAGGGUGUUGGUUUCGGAGAAAAAUUUGGAUGCAUGUUUGAGGAUUUGGGAGGAAAUGCAAAAGGAUGGUGUUGAGCCCGAUGCUAUGGCUUAUACUACUUUGGUUGUGGCUUUGUGCAAGGGAAAUGCUGUUGAUAAAGGCUAUGAUCUCUUUAAGGAGAUGAGAGGGAAGGGGUAUUUGAUAGACAGAGCUGUUUAUGGUGCCUUAAUUGAAGCAUUUGUUGUGGAUGGUAAGGUUGGAUCAGCUUGUGAUCUGCUCAAGGAUCUAAUUCAGUCUGGGUACAGGGCUGAUCUGUCAAUAUACAAUUCUCUGAUUGAAGGUCUUUGUAAUGCAAACCAAGUCAAUAAGGCUUUUAAACUUUUCCAAAUCACAGUUCAGGAGGGUCUUGGUCCUGACUUUACCACCAUAAAUCCCAUUUUGGCAUCAUAUGCGGAGCAGAGCAGAAUGGAUGAUUUCUACAGAUUACUUGAACAGAUGCAAAUGUUGGGAGUUCCUGUCAGUGAUGAUCUCUCCAAGUUUUUCUCAUUCAUGAUUGCAAAGGGGGAUAGGGAAAUGAAAGCUUUGGAAGUGUUUGAGCACUUGAAAGCAAAUGGAUAUUGUAGUGUUUCAAUUUACAAUAUCCUCAUAGGAUCCCUCUACAAAAUUGGUGAGGUAAAAGGAGCAUUGUCCCUCUUUAAUGAGAUGAAUGAUUCAGAUUUUAAACCUGAUUUAUUUACAUACAGUAAUGCAAUUCCAUGUUUUGUGGAUAUUGGGAAUAUCAAAGAAGCGUGUCUGUGUUAUAAUGGGAUAAAAGAGAUGUCUUGGGUUCCCACUAUUUCUGCCUAUCGUUCUCUUGUCAAAGGGCUCAGCAGGAUUGGAGAGAUUGAUGCAGCUCUUAUGUUAGUUCGUGACUGCUUAGGCAAUGUGGUCAGUGGGCCAAUGGAAUUUAAGUACUCUCUUACCAUUCUUCAUGCUUGCAAGUCAGGUGAUGCUCAGAAGGUGAUUGAAGUAAUAGAUGAGAUGAUACAAGAGGCAUGUCCACUGGAUGAUGUCAUAUAUUCUGCUAUUAUUUCUGGCAUGUGCAAACAUGGGACAUUGGAGGAAGCAAGGAAGGUGUUUUCAAGUAUGAAGGAUCGCAGCCUUCUAACAGAAGCAAAUAUGAUAGUUUAUGAUGAGUUCCUUAUUGAUCACAUGAAAAAGAAGACAGCAGGGUUGGUGCUGUCAGGAUUGAAGUUUUUCGGUUUGGAGUCAAAGUUGAAAUCAAAAGGUUGUAGAAUCUUGCUGAGUUGAAGGUUAUGUACAGAAUGAUGCUAUGCAUUAUGCAAUCAUCUCCGCCAUGUGCAAGCAUGGUAUUAUGGAGGAAGCGGGGAUGGUAUUUGCAUGUAUAAGAAAAUGCAGCCUUCUAACUGAAACACAAAUUUAUAGUGCAUGAUGAGUUGCUUAUCAAUGACAAGAAGUUACCAAGAUUGAAGUUCUUUGUUUUAACUCCCAAGCUGAAUCCAAGGGGUAGUACAAUCUUGUGAAGUUGAAGAUAAAGGCCAGGAUGGUGCUCCUUCAGAUGGCAAUUUAAAGUGUGAUUCUGUAUGCCUUGGGUAAAUGGAAGGUAGCAUCACUACAGGCUCUGUUCCAGUCAAAUUUAAAGUGUGAUUCUGUAUGUUUGUGGCAGUGCUGGCUCAUUACUGGCUUAGUGGUCUAUGCUUGGAUUCCUGCAGCCCUAUCUUUCCCUUCCUGACAUAAGGAACACCUGAUAAUUGGUUCUACAGUGGGAUAAAAGCUUAAUUCAGAUGUGACGGUUCAUUACCAGCAUGGUCUAUGCUUUGAUUCCUGCAGCCUAAUCUCUCUCUUUCAGACACAAGGAACACCUGAUAAUUGGUUGAUGCACCACAGUGGGAUGAAGCGUAACUCUGGUGAUGGUAAUGAUCACUUCCAUCAAUGACCCUACAGAAUACUUUCCAUUAGCAACAAAGGUUUUAUCAGUGUUUUCUAGUAAAAAUUACUAUGCCAUUUUGAACAUGGUUCACCAGACGGGUCAAGUAGGGAAUUUCCCUGAAUGAACACGUGUGGCUACUUGCUCAAGUGUUAACAGGGAUAUUAUGGUGAUUUUUCCAUAAAAUAGACAUUUGGCCUUCUAAAGCCCUAAUUCCUCUUCUGCCUUCUUGAUCCAUUGGCAAACGUCUCAGUGUCUCACCACAACACCCUCUCAGCUCUUUCUUCUCCUGCGACGAGAUUCCCAGGCAUCAGAAACCUAGUAAAGCGAUCUACUUGUAUAUCUGGCAACAAGAACCAUCCAGGAGCCGAAGAUCUAAGGGACAAACUAGCUGUUUCUGAGGAUUGAGCGCGACGAUCCAAUGAAGUUGUAGACGAAGGGUGAUUCCACGUCGCGGGAAUCAUUACUCACAAAGGGAAAUAGACAAACAACACUUUGGCUGGGAAUCAUUUCCCAGCAGCAAGUAAUUGAGCUAGUCUCUGUGGGUCAUUUCAUCCAUUUGGCUAAUUGGCUUGCUUAAAGGCGGGCAUUGUUCCCUAAUUCCCAUAUCUGUACUGUACCAAAGGCAGCUCUUUCUGGGUAAUGAAAUGGUAAAUUUAAGCAUAUAUAUGAGCCUCAGCCUAUGCUGGAAAAGUAGGCUUUCGUA
This is a messenger RNA of Nelumbo nucifera (sacred lotus), 3665 nucleotides long. RefSeq names its product Pentatricopeptide repeat (PPR-like) superfamily protein. NCBI's taxonomy places the organism in Eukaryota, Viridiplantae, Streptophyta, Magnoliopsida, Proteales, Nelumbonaceae. Gene Ontology annotation, molecular function: protein binding; mRNA binding. The record is from RefSeq and is a predicted model, not a curated record.